AUGCCCAGACGUCCUGUGGAGAAAUUGAGUCAAGCUCUUAGGCGUCAGGCGCAAGUGCGCGCAUGGCAACAGAGCGAAAAGAGAACCGACUUGUCUGCACAAUCAUCACCACAGCCACCAUUAACAUCAACAACUACAGAAGCAGGAACUGUUAUGCCUCAUGCAGGAUCUUGGCCAUAUAAAAAGGAAGGUGAAGGAUCUUAUUCUAUAAAUAAAGUGAAAUCAAAAGAUACUCUUAUUCAUGCUAACCAAUCUCUUCGUGAGGCACUUGCACGCGGUUCACCUGAAACACAAAUUACACGACAGGUACAACGUGCUAUUCAACGUUCUACUAAGAAAUCAGAGGCGAUGAAAGCCUUUCAAGUUCUUUUGCACGCAGAUGGAGAAGUCCCUACAAUAACAACGUUUCGAACUCUUGCUGUUACUCUUUUACAGCAUCAUGUAGAAGAGCGGAUAGGCUAUGAUACAUUUCAAAAAUCUUUAACAGAUGCUAUAGGUACAGAAAAUGAACGUUGGAAAACCCUCACAGAGGAGGAACGUUCUGCUUUCGUGAAUUAUACUUGUCGAAUGACUGAACGAUGGGCAGAGCGUGGUUCCUCCUUUAAUAAACUUUUGGGGUUUUCACAAGAAGGUGCAGAUAAUGAAAUUGUAUCCCAAAUAGAGUAUCAAAUGCGAAAAAGUGGUGCAAUAAUUUCAGCAGGAACAAUAAGCGAUUUAAUGCAUCUCGAUAUUUCAUGGUCAACUGCUUUGCAUUUGUAUAAUUAUGCAGGUUCAUUAUAUCGUAACAUAUCACCACCAAUAGAAAUGACAGACCGUCUUAUGGGUCUAAUGACAGGAUACAAAACAGGACUUGGUGGAUCUCGUCCAUGGAAGCAUGCACUUAAACUCUAUGAAGAAGCCCUUGCUUCUGGAUAUGAUAUAACACUAACGACACAUACACAUGCCCUAGACGCACUUUGGCGAAGUGCAGAUACGUUUCACCGUGUUCGAUCUACAAUCUCUUCUUCACAAGAAAAUUUUAUAUGGCAAAAAGCUAUUGAAAUUAGUCAACAUGUACAGGAUACUAAAUUACUUAUUGCAGGUGAGGAAGGUUGUGCUUACGCUGAAGGAGUUGUAAAGGCUUUUGCCGCUUCUGGUCGCUGGUCUAUGGCUGUUUCAUUUCUUGGAAACCUUGAUAUCUCUAGUGCAGACACAACUCAUCGUUCUCUUGUACCUACGGCGGAAACUUAUGUCUUUGCCAUUGCGGCCUGUCUUUCUGCUGGUCAUGCAUCUCAUGGUGAAGCCCUUUGGACACUCUUUCGAGAAAGCUACUCACUACGAUCUCUUCACUCUGAAGUACUUUUGAUUCUCUUGCAGUCCUUUCGUCAUGUUGUUCGGACGUUACCUAUGAUUGGUUCUAUCGUUGAGGAUCUCGUGAAUAAUGGUAAAGGACUGGAGCGACCGAUUAUUGUAGCCUGUCUGCAGUUGCUUUCUACUCGUUAUGUGACGACGGUAACCAAGCGGCAUGUGCUGGCGCGAAAGUUAUUUGACAUGUACGAUGCGAGUCCGUGGCCGCAGCAGCCGACGGCCCGCGCGGUGGAGUUGCAGACGGUCUUCCGCUGCGGCCGACUGAUCGCCGCCGUGUCGGGCGAGACGGACGGGGCCGCCCUCGUCGCGUACGUGCGGGGCCGCGUGUCGGCGGUGUUUGGGCCGGCGGCGGUCGAGUGCCGGUGGUUUGACGCGGCGGUCGUCCACCACCCGCCGACCGGCGACAAUUCCGCCGCCCUCCGCGCGCUCCUCCGCCGCCCCCCGCCGGUCCCGCCGCGCCAGACCCGCGCCGCCCUCCUCGCCGCCCUCCGCGCCGCCACCGACGGCCCCGCAGCGGACGCCGCCUCGGGCCUCACCGACGAAGACACGCAGGAGGACGCACGCGGCGAGGCGGCGAGGGCCGUGCGGGGCGCACUGGCCAUCACAAACGCACUCCACACCACAGACGACACCUUUCCCCAUCGCUACUGCGCAAAGAUGCUCUUGAUACAGGCAAAUACGGCGGCGAAGGUUAGUGAACGGAAAAAGUUAGCACUCAGGGCAAUGCAUCAUUUCUCCCAAGAUUCAGGGGAGGGUAUUAGUCAAGAAGAUAUUUCAAACCUGGCAGAAUCUCUUUCUCUUACAGAAGUUCACGUGGAACACGCACUCCUGCAAACCCAUGCCACACUACGCUUCACAACACUCUCUCAAAAAAGGAGACAUCAAGGAAAAAAGACGGAUGUCUAUACCGCAUUCGAUGGGAUAACAUGGUAG
Trypanosoma theileri is the source of this 2280-nucleotide messenger RNA. RefSeq lists its product as uncharacterized. Bases 1 to 2280 code for a protein of 759 amino acids. The transcript has a single exon. Gene Ontology annotation, molecular function: protein binding. The record is from RefSeq and is a predicted model, not a curated record. Lineage: Eukaryota; Euglenozoa; Kinetoplastea; Trypanosomatida; Trypanosomatidae.